GUCUGUAGUUGCACUCGCGAGUAGUGACACACAUGCAAUUAAUUUGCUUGCGUCUCACUGAUUGAAAUAAUUAAUUUGCUUGCGUCUCACUGAUUGAAACAGUUCUAAUGCUCAAAACGCCCCAGUGAUGAAAGUGUUAAUUCAAAGAGUAGCUCAAGCUAAAGUUGCAGUUGAUGGAGAAACUGUGAGUUCUAUUGGAAAGGGACUAUGCACCCUGGUUGGAAUCACCCAUAAAGAUACACCAAAGGAGAUGGACUACAUGGUAAGGAAAAUUCUUAACCUGAGAUUAUUUGAUGAUGAUCAAGGAAAGAGAUGGUCUAAAAAUGUCAUGGAAAAAAACUAUGAAGUUUUGUGUGUGAGCCAAUUCACACUCUGUAUGAUUUUGAAGGGGAACAAGCCUGAUUUUCAUUCUGCCAUGCCUCCAGAAAAAUCUCAAGAGUUUUAUGCUGAAUUUAUCAGGAAGAUGGGAGAAGCAUACGAUCCAACAAAAAUCAAAGAUGGAGUAUUUGGAGCACACAUGCAGGUUCACAUACAAAAUGACGGACCCGUAACAAUACCUCUGGAAUCCCCCGAAUCUCUUCAGGAUGAAGGAAAGAAACAAAAAAUGUGGAACAAUGCCAAAAAGCAAUCUUCCAAUGCUUCCAAAAGCUCAUCAACACAAAUGACUCCUGUGCUACAGGAUCCUAGUAGCUCUUCUGUGUCGGGGCCAGACGUGGGGUGUGACGGAGCUACGUCUAGGGAAUCUCAAGGUGGAAAAGAGUCCCAGCCAAAUGACCAGAGUUGACCCUGGCAGUUAUAUAGAUAUACUCCUCAAUGACAGCUUGUUAAUCUGGAAUCAGACAUGCCUUGUGUGAUAGAAAGUGUCCCUGUGAAUAGUAUGAAGUCUUCAUGAUCAUAUACACUUUUGACAAAGGAUAUUUUUAGUCCAAUUUUACCUCUAACUCUUUGCAACAUUUGACAAAAAAAUAUGGUGAUUGGGUAGCACAGUGGUAAUGAACUCUCCUUUAACCUAAGCACCCAGGGUUUAAUUACCCAUCAGAUAUAAAAAUGUAUGGAGGUCAUGACCUGCCUGACCACUAUAAGGUUUCCUCAGGGUACUUUGGUUUCCUCCUUCAAUAAGACCACUUACUCGCUUCCAUCCGGGCCCACAAAGAGUGAUUUAUGUAAGUUGGUAUAACUCGUUUCCCACUUGUAAAAUAAAUAUUAUUUAAAGAUUAUU
Messenger RNA from Pecten maximus, 1219 nucleotides. RefSeq names its product D-aminoacyl-tRNA deacylase-like. Gene Ontology annotation, molecular function: D-tyrosyl-tRNA(Tyr) deacylase activity. Gene Ontology annotation, biological process: tRNA metabolic process. Bases 128 to 784 code for a protein of 218 amino acids. The record is from RefSeq and is a predicted model, not a curated record. Gene Ontology annotation, cellular component: cytoplasm. Lineage: Eukaryota; Metazoa; Mollusca; Bivalvia; Pectinida; Pectinidae. The transcript is spliced from 6 exons.